Dendronephthya gigantea is the source of this 838-nucleotide messenger RNA. RefSeq lists its product as uncharacterized. The transcript is spliced from 2 exons. NCBI's taxonomy places the organism in Eukaryota, Metazoa, Cnidaria, Anthozoa, Malacalcyonacea, Nephtheidae. The record is from RefSeq and is a predicted model, not a curated record. Bases 72 to 578 code for a protein of 168 amino acids.
UUUGCCAAUUUCGAUCUCUAAGCCUUCAGGAGUGGAUCGACUAUUUCUCUCUACGCGAUAUUUUUACCGAUAUGGCUCUGGCGUUCCAACGCAACCAACUUGGAAUGAAAGUGACUGGAACAAAUGUGACAGUUCCGAAUAACCCAAAGGCGAAAUUGAUGUAUUAUUUGAAUUGCAUGGCGACGGUUUUACAGCUGGACGAGUUGCCUCGAGAAUUCACAAACUACCAGAAUUACUAUGCAUUGGACGACACAAUGGUGAGACAUCUGGUCGACCUUUGCAAAAUAGUGUCGCCAGAUGCACUCGAGGGGAAGUGUAUUUUCCAAGUGAGUGAUCUUCAAGGAUCGUCAAACGAGUUUGUUGAGCUGUCGUCGGCGAAGACAACAAUGGUUGCCACGUCUAGCGUCAUGAUGGCGGGACGGAAUGUCCAGGUUGCAAAGAUUAUGUUGUACAAGCCAGUUUGGCGUCGUACUAACUAUGAUCAGCCAAUGGCGGAGCUUUCUCGUCAGAUUUCACGUCCGGCCAUUACAUCCAGUCGUUCAACCAGAAGACGAAGCAGCAGCUGUAUUCUGCUGUAAACCCAGCGAUAUCCAUUCCUAUUUUUGAUGAAUUUGAUCACCCGUGAAAUUUGAAAUUAAUGAAAAUACUUCAAUUUUAUAACACAUCUUGUAAUCUAGACAUCCUUAAAGGUCUCUUCUCAUUCAAUUCACUUCUGACGUAUGAAAUAUAAUCGGUUAUUGAUAAAUCUGUAGUGCAUUGGCCUCAGUGGAUUUGCUGCUCAUAUACAUUACAAGACAACAGACUAUAAAACAUCCGUCAGAAGUGAAUUGGAUCCAAC